AUGAAGAAAGGUGGUUUCUUGAAACGUCCUCGAAGCAUCACCCAAAAACCUUUCACCCCCAAAACAUUGAAACCUAAGAACACUAGAAAACUCAUACGAAGGUAUCAUGUUUUACUCAAGAAUAAAAGCAUCAUAUUAAAGAAAUUAAACUGGGACAAGGAUUUCCAGCUUGGUAAAUGGGAGAAGAUUUAUAAGAAAGGGUUCGAUAAUGCAAACGAACAAUUAUUCAAAUUAGAUGGAUUGAAUGAAGCACAAUUGGUGGAAAAAUUGGGAGAGAUAGAUGGAGAAAUUGAAAAAAACGGGGGACUUGAAGUAUACCAAAUUGCAUCAACACAAGGACAAAGUAAUAAACGAGGUAGUGAUUCGUCUAAGAAACUCAUAGAAUGGAUAGAGAAAUUCGAUUUGAAGGAUCCUACGGCCCUUGAAAUUGGAUGUUUAAGUCCUGAAAAUGUCAUUUCAACUUGUGGAAUCUUCAAAAGUAUCACCAGAAUCGAUUUACAUAGUCAACAUCCUUUAAUCCAACAACAAGAUUUCAUGGAAAGACCACUUCCAACCUCAAACAAUGACAAAUUCAACCUCAUAUCAUGUUCAUUGGUGGUUAACUUUGUGGAUAGUCCACAAGGAAGGGGUGAAAUGUUGAAGAGAAUGACUGAAUUCUUACUCCCUCAAGCAUACCUUUUCUUCGUCUUACCUUUGCCAUGUAUUGAAAAUUCCCGUUAUUUUAACAAUGAAAGAAUGCUUUCCAUUAUGGAAUCUCUUGGUUUUGUCCAAUUGAAUCAUCAUAAUUCCACUAAAUUGGCCUACUGGUUAUUCCAAUGGACAAAGCCCAUGAAGAAACGAACAUUCAAAAAAGUUGAACUCAAUAAAGGUUCAAACAAGAACAAUUUCUGUAUAGUAUUAGAGUAA
Yamadazyma jaroonii is the source of this 906-nucleotide messenger RNA. The record is from the annotation of a GenBank genome assembly. NCBI's taxonomy places the organism in Eukaryota, Fungi, Ascomycota, Pichiomycetes, Serinales, Debaryomycetaceae.